AGCCCCGCAGCUCCGGCCCCGUCCCCCGAGCUCCGCCAGCGAGUGCCGCCGCGGCCCGGCCGGUGCGGGCAAGGCGUGCGGUCCGCGCGCGGGCCCCGGGGUGCGGGCGAGCUAGCGAGCGAGCGAGCGGCAGCGGCUGCGGCGGUCGCGCGAAGCCCGGGGAGGCGGGACGCAGAGCCGGAGCGCGGCCCGGACCCGGCGGGAGCCGGAGCAGCGCUGGCGUGGAUGCUCCCAUCGCUUGGUCUUUGGAGACUCGGUUGCUUUUUAAUGGCAGCAACGGCUGUUGGGUGAGCAACUGGAGACUAGAGUGUGUUUCGACUGGAGAGGGUCGCUUUUGCUUGGCGCCAUCACUGCUGGAUUGGUCCUUUCUGGCCCUUCCGCUGUUGAAGGGAGAAGAUGCCACUGCCAUUUGGAUUGAAAUUGAAACGCACCCGACGCUACACUGUGUCCAGCAAGAGCUGCCUGGUUGCACGGAUCCAGCUGCUCAAUAAUGAGUUUGUGGAGUUCACUCUGUCUGUGGAGAGCACUGGCCAGGAGAGCCUAGAAGCUGUGGCCCAACGCCUGGAGCUGAGAGAGGUCACGUACUUCAGCCUCUGGUACUACAACAAGCAGAAUCAGCGGCGCUGGGUGGAUUUGGAGAAGCCCCUGAAGAAGCAGCUGGACAAGCAUGCACUGGAGCCCACCGUCUACUUUGGAGUGGUGUUCUAUGUGCCUUCAGUGUCCCAGCUGCAGCAGGAGAUUACCAGGUAUCAGUAUUACCUGCAGCUGAAGAAGGAUAUUCUGGAAGGAAACCUUCCCUGUACGUUAGAACAAGCCAUUCAGCUGGCCGGCUUAGCUGUUCAAGCUGAUUUUGGUGACUUUGAUCAGUAUGAAUCCCAAGAUUUUCUUCAGAAAUUUGCCUUGCUCCCUGUGGGGUGGCUACAGGAUGAAAAAGUGCUGGAAGAAGCAGCCCAAAAAGUGGCCUUGCUGCAUCAGAAAUACAGAGGGCUCACAGCUCCUGAGGCCGAGCUGCUAUACAUGCAGGAGGUAGAGAGAAUGGAUGGCUACGGAGAGGAGAGCUACCCUGCCAAGGACAGCCAAGGAAGUGACAUAUCCAUUGGUGCUUGUCUCGAUGGCAUCUUUGUGAAACACAAGAAUGGAAGGCCUCCCGUGGUGUUCAGGUGGCACGACAUUGCUAACAUGUCGCACAACAAGUCCUUCUUUGCAUUAGAGCUGACAAAUAAAGAGGAGACCAUCCAGUUUCAAACUGAGGACAUGGAAACAGCAAAGUACGUGUGGAGGCUGUGUGUGGCACGGCACAAAUUUUACAGAAUGAACCAGUGCGACCUGCAAACUCAGGCUGCCACGCUGAACUCAGUCAGGAGGGGCUCAUCUUCCAGGAUGUCUCUGCCUAAACCCCAGCCCUAUGCGAUGCCUCCCCCACCCCAGCUGCAUUAUAAUGGACAUUAUACAGAGCCAUUUGCUUCUUCCCAAGAUAACAUCUUUGUGCCCAACAAGAAUGGAUUCUACUGUCACUCCCAGACAAGCUUGGACAGAACCCAAAUUGACCUCAGUGGCCGCAUCCGCAACGGCAGCGUCUACAGUGCACACAGUACGAACUCCUUAAGCACACCUCAGCCCUACCUGCAGCCCUCCCCGAUGUCCUCCAACCCCAGUAUCACUGGCAGUGAUGUCAUGAGACCCGACUACAUCCCGUCCCACCGGCACAGUGCACUGAUUCCCCCGUCUUACCGCCCGACCCCUGACUAUGAGACCGUGAUGAAGCAGCUCAACAGAGGCAUGGUGCAUGCAGACAGGCAUAGCCACUCGCUGAGGAACCUCAACAUUGGCAGUUCCUAUGCGUACAGCAGGCCUGAUGCCUUGGUCUACAGCCAGCCUGAGAUUCGGGAGCACCCACACCUCACCUCUCCCCAGUCAGCCAACUACCCCUUUAACCUGAACUACAGCUUCCACAGCCAGUCUCCGUAUCCCUACCCUGCCGAGAGGCGGCCUGUGGUGGGUGCAGUGAGUGUGCCUGAGCUGACCAAUGUGCAGCUGCAGGCCCAGGACUACCCGGCUCCAAACAUUAUGAGAACCCAGGUGUACCGGCCACCCCCGCCGUAUCCUUACCCAAGACCUGCCAACAGCACCCCAGACCUGUCCCGCCACCUCUACAUCAGCAGCAGCAAUCCGGAUCUCAUUACCAGGCGUGUCCAUCACUCGGUGCAGACUUUCCAGGAGGACAGCUUGCCCGUGGCUCACUCUCUGCAGGAGGUCAGUGAGCCCCUCACAGCAGCACGGCAUGCCCACCUACAGAAGAGGAACAGUAUUGAAAUCGCAGGGCUCACGCACGGUUUCGAAGGCCUGAGGCUCAAGGAGAGGACUAUGUCAGCCUCGGCAGCAGAUGUGGCACCCCGGACCUUCUCAGCAGGCUCCCAGUCGAGCGUCUUCUCUGACAGAGUGAAGCAGGAGGGGACUGAAGAGCAGGAGAGUGGCAGAUACAGCCACAAGAAGUCUCUUUCUGAUGCCACUAUGCUGAUUCACAGCAGUGAGGAGGACGAGGACUUGGAAGAGGACAGCAGCAGAGAGCACGCCAUCUCAGCAGGGUCUGAGCCCCGCCUCGCGGCUGCUCUCUCUCAGGAACAACAGCUAAACUACCCCUGCGCGUCAGUGACUCCGGUCACUGGCCCUCUGCAUAUUUUUGAGCCCAAGCCCCAUGUUACAGAGCCUGAGAAGAGGGCGAAGGACAUCAGCCCUGUCCACCUGGUUGUGGAGACCCAUCGGCCCCGAAGAGAUGGACUGCUGACCCCCUCCAUGUCCGAGUCAGACCUCACGACGUCAGGGAGGUACCGAGCUAGGAGGGACUCGCUCAAGAAAAGGCCCGUGUCGGACCUCCUCUCUGGGAAGAAGAACAUUGUGGAAGGACUUCCGCCACUAGGGGGAAUGAAAAAGACUCGAGCAGAUGCAAAAAAAAUUGGUCCCCUCAAGCUGGCAGCCCUCAAUGGACUCUCCCUGUCCCGCCUGCCCCUGCCUGAUGAAGGAAAAGAAGUGUCUACCAGAGCGACAAAUGACGAGAGGUGUAAGGUUCUGGAGCAGCGGUUAGAGCAAGGCAUGGUCUUCACUGAAUACGAGAGGAUCCUUAAAAAGCGCUUGGUUGAUGGCCAGUGCUCAACAGCCCGGCUCCCUGAAAACGCAGAGAGAAAUCGAUUCCAAGAUGUGCUCCCCUAUGAUGAUGCGAGAGUCGAGUUGGUACCAACCAAGGAGAACAACACUGGCUACAUCAACGCGUCACACAUUAAGGUCUCUGUCAGCGGAACAGAAUGGGAUUAUAUUGCCACACAGGGACCAUUACAGAAUACCUGCCAGGACUUUUGGCAGAUGGUGUGGGAACAGGGAGUCGCAAUUAUAGCAAUGGUGACAGCGGAAGAGGAGGGAGGUCGGGAGAAGAGCUUUAGGUACUGGCCACGGCUUGGUUCCAGGCACAACACUGUCACCUACGGAAGGUUUAAGAUCACAACUCGCUUCCGCACGGACUCGGGCUGCUAUGCCACCACAGGUCUGAAGAUGAAGCACCUUCUCACAGGGCAGGAGCGGACAGUGUGGCAUCUCCAGUACACAGACUGGCCUGAACAUGGGUGUCCUGAGGACCUCAAGGGAUUUUUAUCCUACCUUGAAGAGAUCCAGUCAGUUCGACGUCAUACAAACAGUGCAAGUGAACCGAAAAGCCCCAACCCCCCACUGCUGGUGCACUGCAGUGCCGGUGUGGGAAGAACUGGGGUUGUCAUUCUGUCAGAGAUCAUGGUUGCCUGUCUGGAACACAAUGAGGUGCUGGACAUCCCCAGAGUGCUGGCCAUGCUGAGACAGCAGAGGAUGAUGCUGGUGCAGACGCUUAGCCAGUAUACAUUUGUGUACAGAGUUCUCAUUCAGUUCCUGAAAAGCUCCAGGCUCAUUUAAGCUCCAACACUUUUUUUUAUGGGGACCCAAUCACGUGAAGUGUUUACAGCUUUAAAAAAAAAAAAAAAGGAAAGAAAAAAGUGCAGCUCCUACUUCGUUUCCAGUAGUUCCAUGUGGGGAUCCUGAACAGGAAGUGUGCAUGAAGAGCUGAAGCAGCGUGCGAAGCCCGAGGCUGAGGAGGUCUGUGGGACCUGGCCCAGGCCGAGGAGGCAGGCUGCUGCCCUGGCUGCAUCUGCCCAGUUUGCCGCACUUGCACGAGGUCUGGAGAUUGUAUUUUCUAGACAGUUCUCUGUCUUACUGAAGCUGCACUGGGCAGUUCCGGCAAUCAUUAAGGCACACAGACUUCUAUCUUAAACUAUUUUUUUGAUAAUGUAAUCUUAUGACUAAAUAGGGCUUUUUCUUUUUUAGCUAGAAGCUGAACUGAACUUUUCGGUGGGACAUUCACAAACUGUGUGGUUCCUGAGUAACUGUAUUUAAAACUAUUUUUAGCUUUUGUUUAAGAACAAAAAACAUAGGGGAACUAAGUGUUUUAUUCAUGAAAUCCAAAAUGAAAGAAAAUCUAAAAGUGUUAUUUUGAAACAUAGAAAGGAUUUUUAUAUUCAGAAUGUUUUUUUAAAAGUUAUAUAUUUGUACCUUCUAUAUUUUCCAAAUAAGAGCUCAAUUUGUUAUGAUACUGAGUCAGUUAGUGUAAAGUUGGGGAUAAAGGCACAUUAUUUAAAAAUCUAAGACUCAGAUUCACUAUUUUUCAGUAUUACUAAUAAGCAUAAAAUGAGUUUGAUUUUAUUGAUUGAAAAUGAAGAAAGAGCAAUUGCAUAGGAUGGUUUUAAGCACUUUUUUUUGUUAAAAACGAGUUUAAUAUAUGUGGCUUUAUAUUUUAAACAACAGUGGACACUUUCAAAGAGAAGGGCUCUGAGUACGUCAGAUGACUAGGGGAAGUGUAAGUGCGUGCAGUGCUCACACGGAAGACAUGGUCGCUACACAAAUGCAGUAUUAAGUAUGCUCACACCGAGAGCUGAGAUGGAGCGGAAGUUCAGGGCUGCUGUCACAGGAACUCAAGGCCUGCCACCAUCGAUGACUGACGUCGUGUAUUGAGGUUCUUCCUGUCUUUUCCCCACAAACAAGGUCAGGUUUACAUUACCAUUAGAGAACCCCGAAAGGCUUUGUUUCCUUUAGGUUGAAAGAAGGAAAUGGUUAACAUGAGGCUCCUUUCCCUAAACCACAGCCCACUUCCAGGGCCACCUGAAAUUGCUGUGGUGUUCAGGAGGUACUUGAACUUAGCACCAUAAUCCUGUUCGAGCACAUUCUCUACUGGUCAGAACCGGGUCAGGUUUUGGAGUGGAAAGUGGUGCUCUUGGCCCAGGCUAAAUCUCCUUUGGGAAAUGUGGAGGAGAAGCUGGCACCCUUAACUGAGGUGUGUCAUGUUGUCCAUGUGUGUCCGUGCCCCCGCAUCCUAGGCUGCCGCUUCCCAGUAUAGACCUUCUAGAAUGUCCCAUCUAGGACUAGCUCCCAAAUGACACUGUCUGCCAUCAUUCUCAUUUGACUGUGGUGAGCAUCACCCUCCAUGACAAGUGUGUGCCAGCCCAACUAAGCACAGUAGACUCAAGUGGCUAGCACCCCAGGGUGGGACUGUGGGCUCUAGUCUCCAUCUCAGCCGUGGGACAGGCAGGGCUCUGCUGAAGCUUUUCUUUCAAUGGUACGUUCUUCGAAGACGCUUUCCUACCACACCUAAACAUCUGGAAAUUUCCCACUGACAAGAACAUAUUGUAAAACAAAACUUUAAUUAAAGAGUAAUAUAUGGCA
Molecule: messenger RNA, 5733 nt
Organism: Mastomys coucha (southern multimammate mouse)
Lineage: Eukaryota; Metazoa; Chordata; Mammalia; Rodentia; Muridae
Gene: Ptpn21
Product: protein tyrosine phosphatase non-receptor type 21
Exons: 19
Coding region: 397-3933 (1178 amino acids)
Biological process (GO): protein dephosphorylation
Cellular component (GO): cytoskeleton
Molecular function (GO): protein tyrosine phosphatase activity
Source: RefSeq, a predicted model, not a curated record